Clonostachys byssicola is the source of this 744-nucleotide messenger RNA. The record is from the annotation of a GenBank genome assembly. NCBI's taxonomy places the organism in Eukaryota, Fungi, Ascomycota, Sordariomycetes, Hypocreales, Bionectriaceae.
AUGGCCCUGUCUCCUUUCAAAGGUGGCUUCCUUCGUAAUGAAUGGGGCCACAACGGGGCCCUUACGGCAAUCUUGACUGCACUUGAGUUGCAAGUUCGGAUACGCCCGAGAUGUAGCUUCAUUCUUAUUGUAUGCCCCGAAGUCUCACUGACGGAAUGGGUGGCCAAAAUCAAGGGACGAUCUAUGCCGGUGAAGACGUGCAAAUAUCUGAUCUUGCGGCAAGCUGAGUACCCAAUCACUAAGCUACUCGAGUACGACAUCGUUAUCUGCACUGCCGAUUUCAUGACGAAGCGAUACGCAGAUUGUCUACCCUAUCUUCAUCGCCAGGCAGCAGAUCGAGCCAUGGUCGCGAGCGGAAAAGACGUACCGGAUACUGUCCUUCCGCGAAAUUAUCGUCGAGUCUAUAUGCCACUUCAUUCACGCUUGUAUGAUCCCGGGCAACUGGACAAGAAUAUUGCAGUCCUCAUACUGGACGACAGCCAUCGUAUCGGAAAGACCAACUCGGAUUUAUAUCAAGCCAUCCGGCAAUUGCGUUACCAUCACGCGCUUUUGAUCACGGCUGGCCCGAAGGACGGCAAAUCGCUUGACCUCACAAGGCAGAUGGGGCUUCUCCCCGGUGGCGGACCGUUUCUCGGUGAAGGGCAUAUGGAUCUUGUUCUUGGCACUGAGGGCAAAUCAAUCAACGAGAGAAACAGGGCUCGAAAGAAGCUUUAUGAGAGGCUUGUAUCGGCUCUGACAGUCUAG